Messenger RNA from Linum trigynum, 3831 nucleotides. Lineage: Eukaryota; Viridiplantae; Streptophyta; Magnoliopsida; Malpighiales; Linaceae. The record is from the annotation of a GenBank genome assembly.
UUGGUUUCUGUCUCUCUUUCAAUUUUCCAUUUCAAUUUUUUACUCCCAAGAUAUUUUCAAUAUGAAAUUUAUUUAAACGUUUCAUCUUGUGUUUUAUUCAAGGAUUGUCAAACCGUAUUGGAUGUUGCACCGGAAGUGGCAGGUCAUUUUUGUGCUUAAAUCAUGGUUUUACCGGGGUUUAACAAUUUUAUACCGCUAAAACUGCCUUCGGUUUGAGCUCUGGUUUUCGAUAAUUCUGGUCCCUCGGGCUGAUCUGGUACUCUUUCUAAAACAUUGGUUUUAAAUUCUUUAUUAAGCAAAUUGUGCUUUGAUUGCUGAUGCUGCAGUCCAGAGAAGCCAAAGACUGAGUACUAGUCGGAACAAAACCCAUGUCGACUUGCCAAAUGUUAAACAAAGUGACUGCAGAUAUCUCAGAGAACAAAUGGCAUGAAAGAGCACCAGACAGAGAAGUUGCUGAACAGUGUUCACAUAAUAGAAUUACUUGGUUCGCAUCUUCUGCAAAUGUCAACACCAGCCUGUAAGCGCAUAUACAUUUUGCCAAAUAAUUAAAUUACAUUAUCAUGUGAUGCAGGGGAGAUAAUCAAUUACCAAAUAUGAUAUGUUCUGGGCAUUGGAACCCUCCUACUCAACUUGUCUUUUUUAUAUUACUCGUUCCCACCUAAAUCUCUAUGUUUGACUAUUUUAAUUUGGGAUGUUUCUUCUUUUUUGUCUAGUGGAAGGAGAAAAUAUAAAGAAAGACUCGAUUCAGCAGUUGACUUGACAAACUGCUGCCAAAACACAAAGCCCUUGUGCAACAACAGAGUUGAUUAAAGUGGACUAAUCCAGUUCUUCGCUUGAGGAAGGAAACUCUACAAUUGAGAGGGCCAAAGAAGAGAUGUUGGGUUCCAUCAAGACAAUUUGGACAGAAUGGAACAUCAGGGGAGCUGUUCUCCUCAGCCUCUUACUGCAGGUCACCCUCAUUGUUCUCUCUCCUUUCAGGAGACGUACAUCAACCAAGUGGCUAGUCUCGCCGAUUUGGUUAGCUUACUUGGUGGCUGAUAUGGUCGCAACAUUCGCCAUUGGGCUCAUCUCCAAGACCCACAUCACCAAUCAGGAGGAUCCUUCUUCUGCUGAGAGCCCCGACACUGAUUUCCUCUCAUUCUGGACACCUUUCCUUCUGGUGCACCUUGGCGGCCCCGACACAAUCACGGCAUUUGCUCUCGAGGACAACCAGCUAUGGGUCAGACACUUGCUCAGUUUCUCCCUUCAGAUUUUUUCCACUGUCUACUUUUUCUAUCUCUCCUUUUCCAACAACAAGCUAAAGAUCCCCACGUUGCUCAUGUUUAUUGCUGGGGUCAUCAAAUACUUGGAGAGGACUUGUUCUUUGUAUCUCGCCAGCAAGAGUAAGUUCAGAAAUGAUAUGAUCAGAGAGCCAGACCCAGGGUUGGACUAUGAUAAGGCUGCCAAAUAUGCACAGUGGCGAUCAGAGUCGUCACAGUUGCCAGAUCAGCAGCAAACGUUGCUUGAUCAGCCGGGGACAAGGGAAGGGGAGACACUGGGAGACUUGGAGUUGGUAAAAAAAGGUUAUGGCAACUUCAAAACCCUCAAGGGACUUCUUGCUGAUUUGAUUCUGGGAUUUGAAAUCCGGGAGUUCAGCCGUGGGUUCUUCUUCCACAAGGCAUCUGCAGAAAAUGCACUGCGAGUGUUGGAGGUCGAGCUCAAUUUCGCAUACGAAGUUCUCUACACUAAGGUUUCGGUUGUGCAUUCGAGUUUGGGCAGAAACGCCCGCCUCGUCGCCAUCUCGGCAGUCCUGCUGGCACUCUCGGUCUUUCAUUUCCAGGGAAGAAAGUUCAAGAGCAGAGAUGGCUUCAGCGACAUUGACGUUGACGUCACGUACGCAUUGUUGUUCGGGGCAAUAGCGCUGGACUUGUUGGCAUUCAUCAUGUCGAGUCUCUCAGACUGGACCGUGGUAGCUUCGAUGCAGCAGCAAAAGUCCAAGUCAUGGUGGAAACAUCAUGUCCUGAAUCAGUUUCACGAUUGGGUAUUGGCUGCUCAUGUGAGGCUUCUUCAUAAGUCUGACAUUCUGUACAAAAAGCAGAAGAAGCAGGAGACCGACGAGCAAACAGAUCUAGCAAGGCCUAUUCUUUACAGGAGGUGGUGUCGUUCUGUACUGGGAUUUAACCUGUUGAGAUAUUGCAUUAGCAAGCCAUGUAAAAUUGGUUUCGGCCUCCAAAGCUUCUUAGAUGAGUGGAGGUUCAAGUCCACCAAGCCGCUCACCUUGGAGCUCUGGGAGUUUAUUUUCCACGAGCUGAAAUCAAAAUCAGAGUUCAUCGACGAUGCAGAGAGUGUGAGGAAGAGAUGUUUGGCAAGAGGCGAAGUCGUUCUGGAGAGGAAUGGAUUGGACAAGGGCCGCGUCGAUCUGAUGCCUUACAUUGUGGAUGUUACUUACGACGAGAGCCUGUUGCUGUGGCAUAUUGCUACCGAGCUCUUGCACAACACGAAGAAAUUGCCCGAGGAAUGUAGCGGAAGGAGAAAUGAAGACUUAAGCAAAACACUCUCGGAUUACAUGAUGUACCUCCUCAUAAUGCAGCCUACGAUGAUGGCAACUGUUUCAGGUAUAGGCAAGAUAAGGUUCGAGGAUACUUGUGCAGAGGCCAGAAGAUUCUUCGAGAGGCGGGGCAUCGGGAGAAACGAGGUGAGGAAUGGCUGUAAGAGGAUCAUGGACGUGAAGACAGAGGUCCAGCCCACUACGGUGAAGGGGCGAACCAGUAUGACCGUGCUGUUCUCGGCAAGCAUGCUUGCUAAGGAGCUGGAGAAGCUGGAGGGGGAGAGGAAGUGGAAGGUAAUAGCUGAAGUGUGGGUGGAGUUGCUGUGUUAUGCUGCCAUCAACUGCGAGAAGACGGCACACGCCCAACAAGUGAGCAAAGGAGGGGAGCUCAUCACUUAUGUGUGGCUCAUGAUGGCUCACUUUGGCUUGUCGAUGCAGUUCCAAGAGAACGCCAGCUCCUUGCUACGGGUCUAAUAUCAAUUUGUUUAGCAUACCAUUCUGGGAACCUGUUUGGCUCGAAUCGUCACAAGUCGCAGAUCGGUAAUUUAUGUGUUGGGUCAUGUCGAGAUGUGCGUCGAAACUGGUGCUGGAUUAUUACUAGCUAGUUGUGGGUCAUUACGGGUGCUGGUCAUAAACAUGAUCAGUGGAGAUAGCAUCAAGCAAAUCAUCAGUACCAUAAAUCAAUGCGGUUGCUGAUCUUUGAUCCAGUGAAUGAUGAUCUACAUCAAGGAGUACCGUGCAUGAGCAUGUUAUGACCCACAACUAGCUAUUUGGUCUAUGAUCAUGUGUAAAUACUGUAAUGGAUAAUAUUAAGAACAUAGGAAAGUUGUUUCUUCGGGGAGACACGAAGAAGGCUAUUCUAGGGCACCGCGGGAAUAGUCUACCCUCUUCAUCAGCAUUGCCAGUUUCAGACUACGAACCCUGCUUUCACUGAAUCAGCAGAUGAGCAUGUUAUCCAAUUGUAGCAAAAACCCAGAUGCAAUGAGAGCAUGAAUGCUUACCGAUGAUUGAUUCGGUGCAAUGUGAAACUCUCAUCUUGCUUAUUGCAUCCCAACACCGCACCAUCACUACAGUGGAAACCGGGCCUUGAGUGUGAUCCGAACACCAUGCUCGUUUCUUAGCUGCAUAGGACUCCGCCCAAUCUGCUCCAAUGUCCAUCUGCCCAACGUUCCACGAAUCUGUUUUGCCAGAGGGACCAUAAAGGUUUCAGCCUACUUCAAAGCAAUGAGAAAUCAAGAAGUGGGGGAAGUAAUGAAUGGUAGGGAGGAAAAGAUUAACUAGUUGAAUAACAGAACAAAAAUUGG